This is a messenger RNA of Grammomys surdaster, 3268 nucleotides long. RefSeq names its product DNA polymerase kappa (gene Polk). The transcript has 15 exons. Gene Ontology annotation, molecular function: damaged DNA binding; DNA-directed DNA polymerase activity. Gene Ontology annotation, biological process: error-prone translesion synthesis. Gene Ontology annotation, cellular component: nucleus. Bases 168 to 2597 code for a protein of 809 amino acids. The record is from RefSeq and is a predicted model, not a curated record. NCBI's taxonomy places the organism in Eukaryota, Metazoa, Chordata, Mammalia, Rodentia, Muridae.
CUGGUUGCCUAGGGGAACCUUCUGAGGGCAAGUGGGCUUCUUUUGACAGUUGCGUGUCCCUUCCGUCCAGCCUGGCUUCCGAUUCUGCCUUGCGUGUUUAUGACGAGCCUGCGAACCGGGACGUGAGAACCCUCAGAUAAUAAGGAAGAAAUUACUGUGUUUGCAUCAUGGAUAACACAAAGGAGAAGGACAACAACUUCAAAGACGACCUUCUGCUCCGGAUGGGACUAAAUGAUAACAAGGCAGGAAUGGAAGGGUUGGAUAAGGAGAAAAUUAACAAAAUUAUCAUGGAAGCCACAAAGGGGUCCAGAUUUUAUGGAAAUGAGCUCAAGAAGGAAAAGCAAGUCAACCAACGGAUUGAAAACAUGAUGCAACAGAAAGCUCAAAUUACCAACCAGCAACUAAGGAAAGCCCAGUUACAGGUUGACAGACUUGCAAUGGAGUUAGAACGGAACCGGGAUUUGAACAAUACCAUAGUUCACGUCGACAUGGAUGCUUUCUAUGCAGCUGUAGAAAUGAGGGACAAUCCGGAACUGAAGGAGAAACCCAUCGCCGUAGGAUCCAUGAGCAUGUUGUCUACUUCAAAUUACCAUGCAAGGAGGUUCGGUGUCCGUGCAGCCAUGCCAGGAUUUAUUGCUAAGAGGCUCUGCCCACAGCUUAUUAUAGUGCCCCCAAACUUUGACAAAUACAGAGCUGUGAGUAAGGAGGUUAAAGAGAUACUUGCUGAAUAUGAUCCCAAUUUUAUGGCCAUGAGUCUGGACGAAGCCUACUUGAAUAUAACACAGCACUUACAGGAAAGGCAAGAUUGGCCUGAGGACAAAAGAAGAUUUUUCAUCAAAAUGGAAAACUGUAGAAAAAUUGAUACACCCAGACAGGAAGCUAACGAGCUGACUGAGUAUGAGCGGUCCACCUCCCCGCUGCUUUUUGAAGAUAGUCCUCCUGAUUUGCAACCCCAAGGACGUCCUUUCCAACUGAACUCUGAAGAACAAAACAAUCCUCAAAUAGCCCAAAAUCCAGUUGUUUUUGGAACAUCAGCUGAGGAAGUGGUAAAGGAAAUUCGCUUCAGAAUUGAACAAAAAACAACACUGACAGCCAGUGCAGGCUAUGUUUCUGGAAUAGGAAAAGUUACAGAGAAAAUGUUAAUGGCUCUCGGGAUCGUUACUUGCACAGAACUCUACCAACAGAGAGCGUUGCUUUCUCUGCUUUUCUCUGAGACGUCUUGGCGUUAUUUUCUUCACAUUGCACUGGGUCUAGGUUCAACAGACCUGGCAAGGGAUGGAGAAAGGAAAAGUAUGAGCGUUGAAAGGACAUUCAGUGAGAUAAGUAAAACAGAGGAACAGUACAGCUUGUGCCAAGAACUGUGCACUGAGCUCGCCCACGAUCUCCAGAAGGAAGGACUUAAGGGAAGAACAGUUACCAUUAAGCUGAAGAACGUGGAUUUUGAAGUAAAAACUCGCGCAUCCACAGUUCCCUGGGCCGUUUCUACUGCAGAAGAAAUAUUUGCCAUUGCUAAGGAGCUGCUGAGGACAGAAGUUAAUGCGGGUUCUCCACAUCCUCUGCGGUUAAGACUGAUGGGUGUCCGGAUGUCUACUUUUUCCAAUGAAGAUGACAGGAAACACCAACAAAGGAGCAUCAUCGGCUUCUUACAAGCUGGAAACCAUGCUUUGUCAUCUACCGGGUGUAUUCUAGACAAAACUGACAAAACUGAGCUUGUAAAGCCCUUAGAAAUGUCUCAUAAGAAGAGUUUCUUUGAUAAAAAGCGAUCAGAAAGAAUCUCGAACUGUCAAGACACACCCAGAUGUAAAAUUUCAGGUCAGCCAACUUUCCAGACCUCAGAGACAUCCCAUGCAUUUAAAAAGAUGAGCGAGAGUUUUGAAACAUCAGAGAAUUCAAAUGACUGUCAGACAUUUAUAUGUCCAGUUUGCUUUAAGGAGCAAGAAGGUAUCAGUCUGGAAGCCUUUAAUGAACAUGUAGAUGCCUGUCUUGAUGGACCAUCAACCAGUGAGAACUCAGAAAUGCCCUGUUACUCACGCGCUUCCUCUGCAGACAUUGGUCACCACUCUAUUCCACUCUGGGAGAAACGUGGACAUGAAAAUGGAGAGGUGGCUUCAGUAGAUGGUGUAGAUCUAACAGAGACUGAAGACAGAUCACUGAAAGCAGCAAAUAUGGACACUCUCGGGAAUAAUCACAGCAAGGAGGAAUAUCCUGAUAUUCCAGACAAAUCUUGUCCUGUAUCAUUGGCAAGUGAAACCGUCAGUAUAUUAAGUAGGCAAGAACCUGCCCAGCCCUAUACAGAUGAGGUAGUAACAGGACAACGAGCUCUAGUUUGUCCUGUUUGUAACCUAGAGCAAGAGACUUCUGAUCUUACUGUCUUCAACAUACAUGUGGAUAUUUGCUUAAAUAAAGGCAUUAUCCAAGAACUGAGAAAUAGUGAAGUUAAUUCGGUUAAGCAACCCAAAGAAAGCUCGAGAAGCACUGACAGACUUCAGAAGACUUCGGGAAGGACUAAAAGGCCAGGACUGAAGACGAAGGGCUCAGCAUCAAAGAAAACAAAACCUCGAGAUCCCAGACACACCCUUGAUGGAUUUUUUAAAUGAACUUUGAACAUUUUAUCAACGUUUUUCAUUGAAAUUAUUAUUUUCAUAAUCAAUGUAUUUAAUCUUCCUCAUUUUAAUAUUCCCCUUUAAGGAAGACAAGUGCAAUAAUACCUCCCCCACAUGACCUUUUUAAGAAUGUAGACUGAAUAUUAACUUAUUUCUUUUGUAUUUUUCUUAAUAACCAUGACAAUUUCAUUCCCAAUAUAUACAUAUAUGUAUAAUGUAUAUGCAUAUGUUGGAAAGCAGUCGUGUUAGAGACAACUUAAGUGAGGUCAGAAGGCGAUGGGUUAUUUUAUAAUAAAUAUAAAAUAUUUACAAGGACUCUGAGCUGUGUGCAACCACCUCAGCAUCAGCUCCUCAGUGCUUAGACCCCAUGUUGCCACUGACGCUACUGUACCUGUAUCUUAACAGAGAGAGCAUGGCAUGGCAGUUCCCUCCAGGAAAGUGAUGCACAGUAUUAUCUGUCUUCAGAGGACCUGUUCAAACUGUUGUUAUUUGUCUUGUCUUACUUAUCUUAUGAAUAAGCACUUGGUUCACAUAAAGAAAUACUUAGUCUGUAACUCAAAAUCAUUUUUUUAACUCAGUACUUUAAAUGGCAGUAUUUCAUUUCUUAUCAAUUAUAUUUGAUUACAAAUCUGCAGUAAAGAAGAUAAGUUGUGUAGUUGCUUGGC